CACUUGCUCAUCCUUUCACAUCAUUUUUGUGCGCAAGGAUCAAUUGACCGUUCGCAGAAUGGCUGACGGCGCUGGCAUGGAGUCCUUUUCCUCGUCAUCUUCCUCGGCAUCGACGUCGAUGCGACCGACGUUUGAUCAGCUCAAUGCAGAGCUGUUCUCGCGCGGCUUCGUUCCCUCGCCGCUCGACGUCGGCGGGAUGCGUUCCUCGUCGGUCAACCAGCUGGCCGACGCGCUUCACGCCAUGCUUUCGCAGCGGCAGCAAGAUGUAGAGUUCAGAGAGGCAGUCUCGGCAAAGAAUCGAAGCCUCGCCUCGAGCCUGGAAAGGACGCAGAGAUUUCUGGCUGAGGAAAAGGAGAGACGACUGGAUGCGGAGAGAGGCCUGGAGGCGAGCAAGGCAAAGGUCGGCAACCUUACAGACUCGCUGAACACGUCACAGAGCGCGCUCAAGCAGGCGAGGGAAGACGUUCAAAAGUCGAGGAGGGACUUACAUUCGAUCAAGGCGCAGGCAAACCAGCACAAGGUGGCCUGCGAACGCCAGGUGGAGCGUCUGCGGGCCCGAUUUGGCGAAGAGUCGAUCAAGGCCAUGAAGAGUGUGGUGCCAGAGGUGUACAUUGUCCCUGGCACGGGCCACGUUUCGAAGUCGCAGGGCUCGAGAGGCAUGGAGCGCAUGCAGCUCGAGGAGCUGGAAGCGAAGCGAUCGGAGCUCCUCGAGACCAACCGAGCCCUCAAGAGGAUUGCAACGGAGGCCAUCAAUGCUGCGCGGGACGCCGACAACGCUCUCGUCGAGCUCAUCCGAUCCGAAGAGGGCUACCGACGACGACUGUCCAAGCUCCUCGGCAGCAGCCAUGGCCUGGCCUCUUCGCAGCAGUCUGAGGCCAGUCUCGUUCCCCACGCCGUUCUUUUCACCAGGGACAUCUUCCCGCCCUUGUUCCCUCUACCGUCCGACUACGCUGGAGAGGCAUCGCGCAAGACGGAUCACCCGGCUGCGCGCGCACUACGGUCGACCGUCGACUGCAUUCAUCUGCACCGAAAGACACUGCGCGAAGCCCAGACGGAAAGGAGCCUCACGCUCAGCGAGACACUGCGAACAACGAACAAGGCCGCCGCCGAAGAGGCUUCUUCCUCGUCCAGCAGCAAUCGCUCCUCGACGGCGUCUGCCUCUGCCGACAUCGACGCACCCGCGUCUGCGACUGCCUUUGCGGCGGCCAGGGGCCAGCCGAGCGCGUAUGAGGAGCGCAAGCGGCUCGAGGUCAAGCUUGCCGAGACGCUGGCCAAGCUGAGCCAGGUACAGGCGGAAGCGCAGGCCGCAAAGGGUCGCAAGGGUGCGCACGGCGAGGCGGACAGCAAGGCCAAGGAACGGGAAGCGGAGCUGGAAAAGGCAAAGGAGGAGCUGGCGCAUGCGCUCAACGAGGCAAAGAUGGAGGCGCAGGGCGAGCGGCAGAGGUGCGCAAAUAUGCUUGCCGUCCUCGAAGAAGAGAGGCGAGAGCUGGCCAAGGAGAGGGAGGAGCUCGUGCGAAAGCAGGAGGCAAUGGCGGGCGAGAGAAGCGUUGCGUGGGCUGAGAUUGUAGAUGCCAGGCGGCAAAAGCUCGGGGACGAGGGGCCAAAGGGCAGAGAGAGCCACAUGGCCACGGUCGAGUGGGCUGCACAGUCGCCCAGCAUCAUCUCGUCUCACAAGCGGAAGAGCAGCCUGUACGAUGAGGGCGACGAAGACGACGAGCCGGUAGAAGCGCCGACUUCGUCUUCACGAGCUGCGCCCCUGUCGUCAUCACCGGUGAAGGACGACGUGGGACGACAAGCCAAACGUGCGAAGCCGAUGAGCGAAGCAGCAGCAGCAGCAGCAGCAACAAUGAAUACAACAACAAAGAGGCCUUCGCUGCCAAAGGCGAUGACAGCACGGCGCCCUCGUGAGCCAUUGUCAGGGGGCGCAAAGCGAGAGCCAGUCUCGACAGGCCCCAUCCGGCGCACGUCUUCGGGCUCGGGGCGCGGAGCCACCGCGCCGUCCGCGCCCGCUCCUCAACCAGCGAAGAAGACCGUCGCACCGACACCGUUUCCCCCUAGCAAAGCCACUGCCAAGACGAGCACGGCGGCACGGCGAGGAAGAGCAAUCGAGCCUCUCGGAGUGGCGACAAAUCGCGAGUGAUCCACGGCUCAACUCCCUGUACUGUAGCACAUUUUACCUUUUUAUUCCAAUCCUGUUCCCCAUCAGCUUCUCGACCAAAUUCCUUGCGACAACCAGGAUGGCAUUGCAUGUAGAGACAUGUCUACUGGGCCAGACCGCAGAUGGAUAGCUCCCUCAUCUCCUGCAAGACGCCCUCGACCUGAAAAGAACAAACGGCAGACGGUCAGUGGACUUGCACAUCGAAGAAAAGGAGACGAGAGAAGAACGACGCUCACCUGUGUGUCGAGCUGGCCAUCGGCGUAUUCCUCCCGGAUGCCCUCUGCAAAAUACCGCUGGACGCCGCCCAUCUUCUCAUAGCCCUCCUCUGCGAAGCGGGCCUGCAUGCGCACCAUGGCCUCAAACGACGGGUCGAGGUAAGGGAUGCGGAGGUCGACGAGCUGGGGCAGCUCCUCGAGCAGCUGCUGAUUCAUG
Acaromyces ingoldii is the source of this 2590-nucleotide messenger RNA. RefSeq lists its product as hypothetical. Bases 59 to 2140 code for a protein of 693 amino acids. NCBI's taxonomy places the organism in Eukaryota, Fungi, Basidiomycota, Exobasidiomycetes, Exobasidiales, Cryptobasidiaceae. The transcript is spliced from 2 exons. The record is from RefSeq and is a predicted model, not a curated record.